Symphalangus syndactylus (siamang) is the source of this 462-nucleotide messenger RNA. It is a transcript of the gene C9H11orf98, whose product is annotated as chromosome 9 C11orf98 homolog. NCBI's taxonomy places the organism in Eukaryota, Metazoa, Chordata, Mammalia, Primates, Hylobatidae. The record is from RefSeq and is a predicted model, not a curated record.
AAAAAAGGGUGGAAACAGGGCGUGGAAUAGCGACUAUGGGAGCUCCCGGGGGAAAGAUCAACCGGCCCCGAACGGAGCUGAAGAAGAAGCUGUUCAAACGCCGGCGGGUGUUGAAUCGGGAGCGGCGUCUGAGGCACCGGGUGGUCGGGGCUGUGAUAGACCAAGGGCUGAUCACGCGGCACCACCUCAAGAAGCGGGCGUCCAGUGCACGUGCCAACAUUACUCUGUCAGGGAAGAAGCGCAGAAAACUCCUCCAGCAGAUCCGGCUUGCCCAGAAAGAGAAGGCAGCCAUGGAAGUGGAAGCCCCUUCAAAGCCAGCCAGGACUAGUGAACCACAGCUCAAAAGGCAAAAGAAGACAAAAGCCCCCCAGGAUGUAGAAAUGAAGGACCUUGAAGAUGAGAGCUAAACCUCUUCCACUAGAAGAUUCUCAACUGCUUCCUUCCUUCCUUCCUUCCUUCCUU